AUGGGAACCACAGGACAUUUUGUACCACCGACUUUAAUAUUUGCUCGCAAAAACUUUAAAAAUGAGUUAUUAGACGGUGCUCCUCUCGGAACUCUUGGACUUGUACAGGAAAAUGGUUGGAUGACUGGUCCACUGUUCCUGAAAUGGCUGCAGCAUUUUUCCAAAUACGUUAAACCUUCUGCAGAAGAUAAAGUUCUCCUUAUCGUAGAUGAUCAUGCCAGUCACAAAAACUUGAAGGUUCUUGAGUACGCUAAAAGUCAUAGGAUAAUUCUUGUAUCUUUACCCUCCCAUUGCACCCGCACCCAUAGACUACAGCCACUCGAUGUUUCCUUUUUCGGCCCGCUUAAAAUAUUCUACGAUCAAGAGAUUUCUAAAUGGUUAAGGGAACAUCCGGGACGAGUGGUCACGCAGUACCAAAUUAGCUCAUUACUUGCAGUUGCCUAUGGAGAAGCUGCCACAGUAAAAUCAGCGACAAAUGGCUUUGAGAAAUGUGGCCUUUUUCCUGUGAAUCCCGACAUUUUUGAGGAACAUGAAUUUGCGCCAAGCGAUACAACGAAUCGUCCAAACAACAGUGUUGCUCGGGAUGAAGAUGGCCUGUCGCAAAGUCAAAGAUCGACAGAAAAUCCAGAAGACCCUAAUUCUUUGACACCAGAACGCGUUCCCGUUAUUUAG
Molecule: messenger RNA, 672 nt
Organism: Sitophilus oryzae (rice weevil)
Lineage: Eukaryota; Metazoa; Arthropoda; Insecta; Coleoptera; Curculionidae
Exons: 1
Coding region: 1-672 (223 amino acids)
Cellular component (GO): nucleus
Molecular function (GO): DNA binding
Source: RefSeq, a predicted model, not a curated record